CCCAGUAUCACUUUCUCAGCUUCAAAAAGUUGGAAAUCGAAAGAUUUGUAAUUCUAACAAUGUUAGAGCUCCUCCGGAAUCAAAGGGCGACAACUACAUGUACACCCCCGCGUAUGAUGUCUUUCUACUGGGCAGAUUCAUGUGUGACUUUAUUAUUUUCAUGUACAUCAACAGUCCUGUAGACCUGUAUGAUCCAAAAUACGAACCAAUGGCUGACAUCAUGGAAACUGAAGAUAGCACAGACAUACUGAAACUUAAGCUGUGGGGUCCAACAGAUCUGAUGAGACGUUGUUUAGACGUGAACCCUGACAACAGGCCGAUAACGCCAGAAAUUAUAAGCGAAUUAUCCACAUUUAACCCAAACAACGGCCAAACAGAUAAAGAGGUUGCUGAUAUCAUCAGAGGCACCUACUCUACGCUUCAUCAAACAUUGUCACAACUAAAAUAUACUGUGAUCAACUCUUCUGACAGCGAAAACAGUUCUUUUGGUUUUUCAGCAGGUUCAUACACGGAGAUUCCAUGGUUCUCAUCAGGUGGCUCGUGGACAACUCAAGCUGCAAAGUCCAGCUACUCAAACAUCCCUGAAGUCUUGAACCCUUCUGAUUCGUCCGACGGCUCCUUGGCGAGUCAAUCAACUAAAGCCAGCUAUUCUAACCUCACUUCAAACUUUGAGGUUUCGAACCCAUCAGAUUCAUCUGACGGUUCUUGGAACGGUGCCACACUGAAAUCUAACUACACCAACCUUCCCGUUUACAUAGAUGUUGUCAAUCCUUCCGAUUCUUCAGGUGGAUCAUUGACGUGUGACUUAGUUAAGCCCAGUAGUCCACAAGACAUCUCUAGACCAGAGCCAGAGGCGGCAAUUGUGGGUAAAACACAGCCAGAACCAACACAAAUCUCUAGCACAGCAUCGUCACGUGUUGUCUUUGAGGGAAGUCACCCAGACGAAGAAGAUAGCUAUUUAACUGCUGUCCAUGUAGUUUAUCCACACGAAGAGCUGAAGGCUAGAUGUCAGGAUCAAGUCGAGCUACCACAACGACCAACCAAACAAAAAGGUUUUGAAUCGAGGGUGAAGAUGUUUAAAAAAAUAUUCGACAGAAAGCCAAAAAGCGGAUCUCCUACAGGAACAAAGAAAGUUGAUAAAAUCCCACAGCAAGCGACAAAAACUCCAAAAACUCCCAAAGUUUUCACCAAGAUCAAUGAAACCCUUUCAAGCGCCAACGAUUCACUUGACCAAACAGUCAUUGCCAUGUCGUCUGGUUCGACGACUUGGUUUGCUGCAGCUGAUUCGUCUAUCUACAACGAGAUUGAUUACAAUGACCUGUACAGCCAGAGUGUACAAUACAAUGAUGAGGAUCAGAGGUACAGCCAGGUGGAUAAUCAUGUGGAGCAGGGGUACAGCCAGGUGGAUAAUCAUGUGGAGCAGGGGUACAGCCAGGUGGAUAAUCAUGUGGAGCAGGGGUACAGCCAGGUGGAUAAUCAUGUGGAGCAGGGGUACAGCCAGGUGGAUAAUCAUGUGGAGCAGGGGUGCAGCCAGGUGGAUAAUCAUGUGGAGCAGGGGUGCAGCCAGGUGGAUAAUCAUGACAGAGCAGCAAGUCAUGAUUGUGUUCUUGCAAAAGAUGGAGAUUCUAAUGGGGACCUUCAUGACAAGUUCUUAUAA
Molecule: messenger RNA, 1657 nt
Organism: Physella acuta
Lineage: Eukaryota; Metazoa; Mollusca; Gastropoda; Physidae
Product: dentin sialophosphoprotein-like
Source: RefSeq, a predicted model, not a curated record